Drosophila rhopaloa is the source of this 3758-nucleotide messenger RNA. RefSeq names its product DNA replication ATP-dependent helicase/nuclease DNA2 (gene Dna2). Gene Ontology annotation, biological process: replication fork reversal. Lineage: Eukaryota; Metazoa; Arthropoda; Insecta; Diptera; Drosophilidae. Bases 88 to 3384 code for a protein of 1098 amino acids. The transcript has 3 exons. The record is from RefSeq and is a predicted model, not a curated record. Gene Ontology annotation, cellular component: cytoplasm. Gene Ontology annotation, molecular function: 5'-flap endonuclease activity; single-stranded DNA helicase activity.
ACAACGGGCACACUAAUUGCGCCAAGAGUAAACACGCUUAACUGUUAAAUGUAAAUAGUGCAAUUUGUGCAAAUAAAUAUCCCUGCUAUGGCCACAAAACGUGUCCUGACGCCCACUAAAUCGGAUAAUGCUUCCGCCGACAUGAUCGUUUCCAAUUGUCUAAAGAAAUUCAAGCAGCAGCUGGAUUUCCCGACGGAUGAACAGGAGAACAUCGAUUGGGGCGACGAUGCCGACUUCGAUUUGGCGGUGGCUGCUGCUGUGGAGUCCAUUAGUGACCACCGAUUGGAUCUCACCCACUGGCAGCGGUGCGAGGUGGUGCAGGUGGAGCCAGUGUCCAGGAAACAGGAGCUCAAGGUUCAAGUGAAGAGGAUUUCUGGCGGGGAUCCGGAGACGGCUGUUUGCCGACUGGACCCACCGUGGAAUCACAUGAGUUUGGAGGUGGGUGACACUGUCUCCUUGAUGGGCAAAUGGCAGCCGUCUGCAGGUUGCUAUGUGGUCGACAAGGAGCAGGGCUACUGCGUCUCCCAUCCGGAUUUCCUCAUAUCCGGCACCACAGUCACCGGUUCACUCUUCUGCCGCCGGAAAUCGGUGCUCCAGGAGCGUUUCCGGGGUCUGGAUCCCGGGAACUCUGUGAUGCUUAUUGGCACUCUGGUGCACGAGUUACUACAGAAGGUUCUUCGCCAGAAGCUUUCCGCCAAGCAACACAUCCAAUCUGCCCUCCAGGAGAUGCUAACCAGCUCUUCUUUGGCCCAGUUGCUCUAUGCCAGCAAUCUCAGUCAGCCGGAAAUCGAAAUACAGCUGCAGAAUUUCAUCGAUCCCAUCGUCAGCUUUGUGGCCCAAUAUGUAAAAGGUGAAACGCCGGCAGUUUUGGAACCAGAAACCUAUCGUGGCCGCAUCCACGAGAUACGCGACAUAGAGGAGAACCUCUGGGUUCCCCAAUUGGGACUCAAGGGGAAGGUGGAUGUCUCUGUGAGGGUGAGAAAUCAAAGGAAGGAAGAGAUUAUCCCCCUGGAACUCAAGACUGGCCGAGCCAGCUUCUCCAUGGAGCACAAGGGGCAACUGCUGCUCUACCAACUGAUGCACUCCGCCCAGGGUAGAGAUACCCAGUCGGGAUUGCUGCUGUACCUCAGGGAGGGCAUCCUACGAGAGGUUCCCAGCGGCAGAAACGAACAGAGGGAUCUCGUACUGCUCAGGAACGAUUUGGCGCACUGGCUAACACGGAAAAUAGCCAUUCCAGCUGGCAAGGAAGAUCCGCUGGAGCAAAUGCAGCUGCCGGAACCCAUUUACCAUCACAGCGCAUGUGGUAACUGCGCCUACAACACCAUCUGUUCCAGUUUCGCCAAACACGAUUGCAGUUUAGAACUCAGUGACUCACAUCCCCUCAAGAAACUUAUGCCACAACUAUUGGGGCACCUCAAGGAGCCAGAUCACGCCUAUGUGCAGCACUGGUGUGGAUUGCUGGCCUUAGAGGAGCAGCACAAUCGUCAGUCCUCGCAAUUAAGAUCCUUUUGGACGGAGGAUCCUGUGAAGAGGCAAAAACAGGGUACAGCCAUUGGUAAGCUGAGGCUCGUGAAGGGUCAAAAAGUGAUAUUCGAUGAGGGACGCUAUCGUCAGAGCCUGGAGCUCAGUGAAGAAGCAGAUGGUAGUCUGGAUCUAAGCCUCAGUGGGUUCGACGUAGGAGAAUAUGUGGUGAUUAGUUCUAGUUCUCGCCUUGCCAUUGCCUCUGGUUUUAUUGUAUCGUUGGAAGCUCGUUGCUUAGAUCUCCGCCUGGAGCGCGAUCUUAGCCAGCAUUAUGCCCAGGAAACCUUCGUGAUGGACAAGCAUGAGUCGCAGUCCUUUGCCACUUUUAAUUUUACCAAUCUUGGACUGCUGCUCUCCGAUGGUGAGCGUUUCCAGGAGCUGAGAGAUAUAAUAGUGGCCAAGAAGCCACCCGAGCAGCACAAAGUUGUGCCCAAGAUCAUUCUCACCAAAGGAGCAUCCAUGCUGGUGCAGCUAAACAAGGUACAAAAGAUGGCUGCAUUGCGAGCUCUGACCACCAGCAGCCAUCUGUUGAUUAAGGGUCUCCCUGGCACUGGUAAAACGCAGACUUUGGUUUCCCUGGUCAGACUGCUUCAUCUCCUCGGGAAAACUGUGCUCAUCACGGCCCAAACUCACUCGGCUGUGGACAAUCUCCUGCUGCGACUGCUGCCCUUCGAUUUGCCAAUGAUGAGAUUGGGUUCUAGGUCCAGGAUUCUUCCCCAACUGGAGGAGAUCAGCGAAGAAAGGCUGACGAAGGACUGCAAAACAGUGGAGGAAUUGGAGAAGGCUCUGGCACAACCAGCCAUUGUGGGCGUGACCUGUCUGGGAGCUGGACACCCGAUCUUCCAGCGUCGCCAGUUCGAUUAUUGCAUCGUAGAUGAGGCCACCCAGGUGUUGCAGCCCACUGUGCUGCGCCCAUUGUUUUACUGCAGCAAAUUUGUCCUCGUUGGAGACCCUGAGCAGUUACCGCCGAUUAUCAGAUCCAAGGAAGCCCGUCAAAGGGGCGCGGAUGAAACCCUCUUUCAGCGAUUGGACUCGGAGCAAGCCACCGCCGUUUUGAGCAUGCAAUACCGCAUGAACAAGACCAUCACCCGGCUGGCCAAUGAGCUCACUUAUGGCGGAGACCUUAAAUGUGCCUCGGAGGAGGUUUCCGCCGCCAGAUUUCAAGUGGACGUAUCAUCACAAGCACCAAGGUGGGUUCAUCGUGCAUUGCAAACUCAUAUAGAACAGGCUGUAACCCUGAUAAAUACAGGAGAUUGCUUGGAACGCUGCCAGGAAUUGGUUCAGGCAUCCCAGCAACUGGUCGCCACAUGCUCCUCCAUAGAGCAAAGCUUUGGAGAAGACAAAGAGGAGAGUAGAAAGCAGACCAAGAGAAGAGUAUCGAAGUACACAAACUACUGUGAAGCGGGCAUAGUGAUGCAGUUGCUCAGGCAAUUACUGAAAUCAGGCUUUGAAGCAUCCAGGAUUGGAGUGAUAGCUCCCUAUCGCGCCCAGGUAGAGCUCCUCAAGAAGCUAGCCGCCAAACUGGACUCCGCCUUGGAAUGCAACACUGUGGAUCAGUUCCAAGGCAGGGAUAAAAAUAUUAUAAUAUACAGCUGCUCGAAAACGGGAGGCGAAUGCUAUGAUAUGGAACGCUCGCGAGAGGCAGAGAUCCUGGAGGAUCAGCGCCGCCUUACAGUGGCCAUCACCCGUGCCAAAAACAAGCUAAUCCUGCUGGGGGAUAUCCAGUGCCUAGAGCAAUAUGGCCCCUUCCGGCGACUCUUUAAGCACAUCCCGGAGCGAUGUCGCCUUAAGUUGGAGGAUGGCCGCAUGGAGUUCGACUGGCAGCAGAUCCAGGAGGAUCUUGCUAGUCUGAUGGAGGCCUAGGUAAUUACUUUAUUUAUCUUAAUUAUUUCGAACAUUGGCAUGCUAAAUUAACUAUGCUAAUGAAGAUAAUAUCCUUUUAAACAUUUAGUCAUUAACAAAUUAUACAAAAAACGUCUUUUUGAAUAGGUUAUUAUAUGUUUUCCUUUAAAAUACUCUUAUAUAUUCAUUUCUUAUUCUUAAUGCUUAAUUUUAAUUUUGUGUUUUGUUAAAAAUUAAUUAUUUAUUUAUAUUCACCUAAACUUCAUAAGCUAUGCCAAAUAAUAUUUUUGUGGGCCUUAAGCCUUAAUAACUGAUUAUUUUUUAGAGUCCUUACUUAAAGCAUUUAUUGUUGAGACUUGUAUACAAUUCAAAUAAAACGUAAAGAGAUUUUCUAA